AUGUCCGGGUCAGGAAAGCCACACAAGCUUCCUCGCAAAUGGCAGGUCCUGGGCUCUACCCAGAGACUCAAAUUUGUCCGCCCUGUGGCAACAAAGACGCGGAGAGGGGUUGACUACAAGAUGGUGGAAAUAUCCAGGGCUGAUGGUAAUCAGCCUCUGAUUCAUCCACCCCCAAUAGGCGAUCUGCCGAGCCACGAUCCACGGGAUCCGAUGGACCCCAGGAACCACAUCGACGUUGCGGACCUUGUUGGCAUCCAUGGGCCACUGCCUAAGCGACCCAAAGACUCGGGAUCAACACAGGCUGAUUUCAUGGACGCAUGGUUGGCUUUACGGGAAUCGUUCUUGGAGCGCCUAAUCGAGCUUGAGGGUCCAAGAGAGAAGCGGAAUUGUGCCGAUUGCCGAGCAGAGUGGAGCCCGUGGCGCUGCAUUGAAUGCGUCGGCUCACCCAGUUUGUGCACCGACUGCUGUCGCCGACGACACGCAGCGAGUUAUUUGCAUCCCAUAGAGAAAUGGAUCGCUCAAGAGGCGGAUGAGGCAAAUGUACGCUUCUUCUCGGACACAGACGGCAACGACAAUAGCGACGACGGUGAAGCGGCGGACCCCAUCCAGCAAGGCCCAAUUGAAUCAGAGGAGGGUUAUUACGCACCAAGCUCUCUCUAUGAUGUCGGGAUCCGAGUCUUCUUGGGUCACUUUGGGCAGUCGUGCCCUCUAGUCGCCAUGUAUGGCGGCACCCAACCAUAUCUCAGGGAGUGCUGCCGAGAGCUACUAUCAGCGUUGCGCCGCCUGUCGAACCCCGCGUUUCCUCAAGCCGUGCCUGACCGCUACCGCGAGCUUCUGCGUGUCAGCCGACAGUGGCGAAACCUCAAAUAUCGCAAAUGGAAUGGCUUUGGUCACGAACGAGGGCCAGUGGGUCCCGGUGAGCUUGCGCUGGGAUGUGUGGCCUGUCCAAUGCCCGGAGUCAACCUCAAGGCAGGUUGGGAACAGGAUCCCGAUCGGUGGAAGUUUAUGCAGACGUUUGUCAUGGACGGCAACUUCAGCGCCGAGCAUCUGAAGAUGCGCUGCCCCGCGGAUGAUGUAGCCAUCGGUGACGGGCAUGGCUUCAUGGUGACAGAUGCACCGUACAAGAAUCACCUCCCAGGGCACAUUGGAACAACGAGAGCUGUCACGCUCAUCGUGCCGUCAAUCAAGCCAAUGCCGACCGCCAUGACAUGGAAGCUACAGGCAUUGGCGCAGUUGCCUGUGGGCGACAUGGUUGCUUCAUCCCUCAUGCGGUGGUGGAUUUCCAGAAGGGGGAACGGCAUCCAAACGUUUCUUAUCAUGUACGACAUCGCAUGUCAGUACAGCAAGAAGGUCCUGGCGAGGUUUGCUCAGGGCGCGCACCUCAGCUGGCCUGAGGCGGCUGACAUAUUUUGGGGAAUUGGCCUGUUCCACAUCCAUGGCCACCAGCGCGACUGUUUACCAAAGUACUCGCCUUCAUUCAUUCCUGGCGCUGGACAGGUAGACGGCGAGAUCAUCGAGACAUUAUGGGCCCCGCUCAAUCGGAUAUCGGGCAGCACACGCGCCAUGGCAACAUCUCAUAGGAAAGAGGUCAUCGACGACCAUAUGAAUGACGCCAAUUGGCGAAAGACAAUCGGCAUGGUGAAGAUGCUGUCUCGGAGGUUCAUCCAGGCUGAGAAGCAACAGGAGCUGUGCCAAGAGCUGCUACAGGAACUCGAGGAGUCUAGUGACGCAGAACUGUUGGCCAAAUGGAAGGAGCUUGAGAUGAGAGCGCGGAUGGAGAGAGGACGAGAUCUGUCGGUCAUGGAGUCCUAUGAGGUCACCCAAGAGAAAGCCCCUGGUAAGAAGCAAAUGCAGCUUCUGCUUGAACAAGAGGAGGGCAAACAGAAGGACAGCCCCGGAUCUACGUCAUGGCUGGCGGAGGGAAUUUUGAUCCAGGAGCAACAGCUCGCUGUAAGCGCGCUGGCACGAAAGCUGAAGAAGCACGCCUUACUGGCGGACAGACUCCAGCUUGUGGAGAAGCGCAACAAAUUGAAGCGAGCGGUGGAUCGCUUUUCGAGCAAAGCAGCUGGCUACUGGAAGCAGGAAGAUGAUGAGGAGGCAGACGAUGAAGCGGCCCGACACCCUGGGGCCUACGCCGGAGAGGAAUGGGAGGAUCUUGAAGAGGAACCUGAUUUGGGCGAGGAUCGCAUAGUGAUGGAUGAACCUGAAGAUGAGAUAUUGCCGGAGUCCAUCUCACUUCUGCUGCCAUCGACAUUGGGGAAGGUGAGGUUGGAAGAGCUGGGGAAGGUCGAGAUGGGUCGUCGGGAGCUCCGCCUGAGGGAGGGUCAGGCAAACGAUGCCCUCCACCGACUUCGUAUGGCCCUCGGCAUGAAAUCCGUUCUAUUCCGCACAAAGGUUCGCCUCGCUAACAGCCAAAGGACGAAGACGAGAGCAUACAAGGACGUCAGUGGAGUGACGAAGGUCAUCACAGAGUGCGCCCGCCUGUACACCUUGGCUCGAACGGGCAUGACACGGGUGCUGAUGGGGGACGCCGAAGCGGCCAAAAUGGAGAAGCAGUUCAAAGACUAUCACAAGGCCAUGGGUCGGGACUCAUCACAGCAAAAGGGGGUGGGAAGCUCUGGGCAGCCAUCGCAGCCGAACAGCAGUGCCCAGGUGGAAGCCAAGCAAGUGUUUCGUGAAUGGCUGAAGACGCUGCCACCACAGCUGCAGCGAUACCGACCUCUGACUAAAGAAGAUCUCAAGACGACGACACACUUGCUAGACCACACAGAGCGGAAAAGCCGUCACAAAGAGCUAUCGUGGAUAUGGGCAGUCGAUGUGGGAGGGGAUACGGAGAGCUCAGAGUGGCUAACAGAACUGCACCGCGUGAACUGGCUGCGAGAGAAGGCCAAGUGCGACCGCUGGCGAGAGCAGCUGGUCCUGGUGGGUGAGGAGAUGCAACAGACGGCCCGCUCAUUCGAGUUCAAGGCCCGUCAGUGGAAGAUGCGGUGUCACGGGAGUUCAGGACACCAAGCAUAUGCGCGGCGACAAGCGGCGCUGUGGCUCAGUCUAGCAGCGGAUGCCCGUGCAGCCUACACAAAGCUGGCCACUUGA
This is a messenger RNA of Rhodofomes roseus, 3093 nucleotides long. RefSeq lists its product as uncharacterized. NCBI's taxonomy places the organism in Eukaryota, Fungi, Basidiomycota, Agaricomycetes, Polyporales, Fomitopsidaceae. Bases 1 to 3093 code for a protein of 1030 amino acids. The record is from RefSeq and is a predicted model, not a curated record. The transcript has 12 exons.